AUGAUUCUCCAUGAACCAACGGAAGAUUUUCAAAAUACAAUUAAUACAUUUCUCACAGUGUCAAAAUCCAGAUCAGAAAAUGAAGGAAGUUUAGAAUUUGAUAAUCAUUUAAAAAAGUUUAAUUCACAAGUAAUAUUUACCGGAAAUCAAAAGGGUGGUGAAUUUGGAUUAGUAUUUUGUGAUAAACAACCAGAUUUUACAUGGUCAAUGAAUGAACAAUUCCAUCCAUGGGCUAUUAUCACAAUAAUCGAAAAGAAAAAGAAUGUUUUAACAAGAAAUGAAAUAUCACAAAUGUUAGAAUAUCUAAGAAUGAUUAUUCAAAUAUCUCCUGAACGAAAUUAUGCAGUUGGAUGUUUAACUAAUUAUAAAGAGAUUGUUUUUGGUAAAACAUCAAUAGUAAACGAUAAAUUUAUUUACGAAGUAUUUAAAUCAAAAAAUAUUAUUAAAGAAUAUUGGAAAUUUCUUCAUUGUAAUCCAUCUCAUUUGGGUCAUGUCAAAUUUUCUAUUCCAAAUAAUUUUUAUGUUAAAUUAUCAUUGGGAAGAGGUGCAAAUGGUAUAGUUUAUCAAAUUGAACAUGAAAAUAUUCAAUAUGCCAUGAAAAUUUCAAAUAAAACAUCAACAAAAGAAUAUGAAAUAGCUGAAAAAAUGAACAAUUACAUAAAUGAACAUUCAUUAUCAGAUAUUAAAAUAAUACAUAUGUUUAAUAUUCAAGGCUUUAUUUUAUCAAGACCAGUUGGAAAAUUAAUGNACAUGUCAACUACUAUGGCAAAUGGAACGCGACACAGACAGUAUUGA
This is a messenger RNA of Adineta ricciae, 795 nucleotides long. Lineage: Eukaryota; Metazoa; Rotifera; Eurotatoria; Adinetida; Adinetidae. The record is from the annotation of a GenBank genome assembly.